Molecule: messenger RNA, 4768 nt
Organism: Loxodonta africana (African savanna elephant)
Lineage: Eukaryota; Metazoa; Chordata; Mammalia; Proboscidea; Elephantidae
Gene: CAMKK1
Product: calcium/calmodulin dependent protein kinase kinase 1
Exons: 16
Coding region: 108-1619 (503 amino acids)
Biological process (GO): intracellular signal transduction; positive regulation of protein kinase activity; protein phosphorylation
Cellular component (GO): cytoplasm
Molecular function (GO): calcium/calmodulin-dependent protein kinase activity; ATP binding; calmodulin binding
Source: RefSeq, a predicted model, not a curated record
CCCGCGCCGCGGGAGCGAGCCCGGCCGCCCGCCGGCCCAAGGAGACUGUCGCCGGGCGUCGAGGUUCCCUACCAGGCUGUUCAGAGGACCCUCUUGCCUGAGGCAAUAUGGAGGGAGGCCCAGCUGUCUGCUGCCAGGACCCUCGGGCAGAGCUGGUGGAGCGGGUGGCAGCCAUCGAUGUGGCCCAUUUAGAGAAGGUGGAACCUGAACCUACCAGGAACGGUGUGGACCCUCCACCACGGGCCAGGGCUUCCUCUGUGAUCCCUGGGGCAGCUCUGAGACCCCCUCCCACCCGGCCCAGCCUCUCAGUUCGGAAGUUCUCCCUGCAAGAGCGGCCAGUGGGGAGCUGCCUCGAGGCCCGGGCGGGGCCUUAUGCCACGGGGCCCUCCAGCCACAUCUUCCCACGGGCCUGGCGGAGGCCCACCAUCGAGUCCCACCACGUGGCCAUCUCGGAUGCAGAGGACUGUGUGCAGCUGAACCAGUACAAGCUGCAGAGCGAGAUUGGCAAGGGUGCCUACGGCGUGGUGAGGCUGGCCUACAACGAGAGUGAAGACAGACACUAUGCAAUGAAGGUUCUUUCCAAAAAGAAGUUACUGAAGCAGUACGGUUUUCCACGUCGCCCUCCCCCGAGAGGGUCCCAGGCUGCCCUGGGAGGACCGGCCAAGCAGCUGCUGCCCCUGGAGCGGGUGUACCAGGAGAUUGCCAUUCUGAAGAAGCUGGACCAUGUGAAUGUGGUCAAACUGAUCGAGGUCCUGGAUGAUCCAGCUGCGGACAAUCUCUAUUUGGUGUUUGACCUUCUGAGAAAGGGGCCAGUGAUGGAAGUGCCCUGCGACAACCCCUUCCCCGAGGAGCAAGCUCGCCUCUACCUACGGGACAUCAUCUUGGGCAUCGAGUACUUGCACUACCAGAGGAUCAUCCACAGGGACAUCAAGCCAUCCAACCUGCUCCUGGGGGACGACGGGCAUGUGAAGAUCGCCGACUUUGGUGUCAGCAACCAGUUUGAGGGGAACGAUGCUCAGCUGUCCAGCACGGCCGGCACCCCUGCAUUCAUGGCCCCCGAGGCUAUUUCUGAUUCAGGCCAGAGCUUCAGUGGAAAGGCUUUGGAUGUAUGGGCCACCGGGGUCACACUGUACUGCUUUGUCUAUGGGAAGUGCCCGUUCAUCGAUGAUUACAUUCUGGCCCUUCACAGGAAGAUCAAGAAUGAGGCCGUGGUGUUUCCCGAGGAGCCAAAGGUCAGUGAGGAGCUCAAGGACCUAAUCCUGAAGAUGCUAGACAAGAAUCCCGAAACAAGGAUUGGGGUGUCAGACAUCAAGUUGCACCCCUGGGUGACCAAGAAUGGGGAGGAGCUGCUUCCCUCUGAGGAGCAGCACUGCAGCGUGGUGGAGGUGACUGAGGAGGAGGUGAAGAACUCGGUCAAGCUCAUCCCUAGCUGGACCACGGUGAUCCUAGUUAAGUCCAUGCUGAGAAAGCGUUCCUUUGGGAAUCCGUUUGAGCCCCAAGCGCGGAGGGAAGAGCGGUCCAUGUCUGCUCCAGGAAACUUACUGACGAAAGAAGGGUGUGGCGAAGGGGGGAAGAGCCCGGAGCUCCCUGGCGUCCAAGAAGAUGAGGCUGCAUCCUGAGCUCCUGCAUGCGCCCAGGGCCAUCCGACAGCACGCUCAUCCCGCGCCUCCAAAGGCCCACCGCCCUCACGCCGACAGCUGCCCCUGCAGGCAGGGGGCUAGGGUCUGUGCCCCUCUCCCAGCCCCCUGCCCCCUGCCCCCUGUCGUGCUGCAUGAGCUCCACGUGCGCGUCUAGGGACAGGAUUGGAAUGUGUGUCAUCUGUGGAUUUGAGGGCAGGGCAUGGUCAGGCAGGGCUCCUGCAAGGCCUCUCUCCUCAUUCUGGCUCUCCUUGUGGGGAAGCUUGGUGCCUGUAGUACUUCAGAAACCCCAUCCGGCUGGUUGGCCAGGCCCAGGGGCAGGAGGCUAGAAACCAAGAUGGCGGGUGAAGGCCUGGCUUUCCCCAACUGCAGAGACCUCCUGCUAGGUGCCAGGUGGGCUUCAUUCAGCUGUCACACACAUGGAGAGGUGUCACCCACCCUCUCAGAGUGGUGGUACCAGAGUUCUUUGUCUACUUGGAAUGCUGGUAUGGAGGAUCUGACCCUCAAAGGCUAUUCCUGGGCCUCCCUGGGUGGGGGCAGUAUUGGAGAAUUCAGAUUCCUUUCUUGUUAUCUUCUGCUUUUCUUUUAACCUGAACGCCAAGCCUUGCUUGGGAUCAUCUAAUGAGCUUUCCUACAGCCUUCAGUGGCUCCCAGCACACACCACCCAUAUGUGGCAGCCAAGUGGAUUUAGACUGACCUUCCUGGACUGUGUUUCACACUUGGUACCAUCCAGAGAAUGUGUUGAAUGACAUUAAACUCUGAGCAGAGGCCUGAGCCUAGAGCACACCACCUUCCCUGUCCUCCUCCCUCCCUCACCUUGUGGCUCCCCAGAGUCAUGGCUGCAGAAGAGACACCAGGCGCUGACAUUGGCUGAGGGCCUUUGGACUCACAGUACCUGAAAUAACUGGAAUUUGCUCUCCGAUCCUAUACUGGCCUGCCCACCUGGCCCUGGAAGCUGCCCUUACAUUUGUAGGGUGAAGGACAAAGUGCCCAGGUUGGAGGUGGUGCUGGAAAUGGGAGCCUGGAGGGGUGUGCACACUGGCAGGUGGCCGCAGAGAGGUGGGCCUCCCCCACCAAUGCCUCACCCCCAGGAUGGUCACCAUUCAGCCUGCUCAAAGCUGUAGCGCUCAAGCAUGUAUGUAGACACAGCCGUUCUAGAGCUGACUUUGUCUUCUCUCCAGGAUCACUGCCUGCCUGGCUGGCUUGGUGUUUACUGACCAAAUGCUCAGAAGUUGACUCCUAAAGGGAAAUAGAGCAGAACUCAGAUACCUCUCAAUACAUGGGCCAAACAAGGGGGUUCAGCCGCCUGCACCUGCAUAGGUUUCAUGUUUGGAGAGGAGAGGCGAGGCUGGGCAGGAGUACCACAGGCCAGACCCCUCAGUGCUGCGUCCUGCCGCGUCUCUGUGCCUGUGGGUGUACACUGCGCCUCCACGCACACACACACGUGCGUGCUCAUCUGCUGCACACAGCACACUCGCAUGUCUUGAACUGGUACAUGCAUCUGUAAUAUAGUUUCUAUGUCUAUUUAAGGCUAUGAGCAGAAUGCGGCCCGCUGUCAACGGGUCCACAUUUCUCCCCGCUCCUCUGCACUAUGGCAAAGGCCGCGUAACCCAGGGCUUAAAAAUAAUUCGGUACUGUUUUUAAUAACACUUUUGUAGAGUUAAAGGGAGGCAAAUUUAAAGCCAAUCACAGGUCAGCAGGUUUUUCUUGAGCAUCUUGGUGCCGGGGCCUGGAAGUUUCAGGGGGCUGCGUGGCCUGGACCCACCCGUGGAGAGGUUGGGGGUAGAUAUGGUGAAAGAGCCCAAGUUCAGGCUUCACGCCCCAGUCUGAGCCCAGAGGGCGUGCUCUCCCCUUCACUGGGGUUUUGGUUGGCAUCGUUGUUUUCGAGUGUAGUACAAGUGAACAAACUCUCUAAGAGUGUUUCAAAAAUUAACUUCCCAGGAAGUGAGUUAAAAACAAUAAAAGCCCUCUCUUGAAUUAAAAAACAAAACCCUUUUCUUUGUGUGUACAUUUUCUGCAGCUGUUUAUACAGGCAGCCCCUGGAUUACGAAUGAGUUCCAAUCCUAAAUCUGCCUUUAAGUCAAAUUUGUACAUAAGUCGGAACAGUUAGGUAGGGUUCAUAUCUAACAUUGGUUAGUCAAAUGUUUGUCAUCGUAUAUAGUGCACCUUUCUAUGCAUAAAAAACAAACACUUCUGGAUAUACUAAAACAUAUUUAACAUAAUAAUAGGGUGAUAAUAACAAUAAUGUUUUGAUGCGUGUUGCAAAGUAGUGCCCAUUUGUUAUUACAAACAAUUGUAUGUAUCUUGAAUUUUUAAUAUAAUAAGCUUUAUAGGGGUUGGUUCGUAACUAUGGGGUUGUAUGUAAGUUAGACAUUUGUAGCCCGGGGACUACCUUAUAUUCUUUCUCACCGUCAGCUUUGCUCAAUUUUCUAGGAGAGCCUGCAGUCCUGAAGUCCCUGAACAGGACAAUAGUGGGGAGAGCUCUGGGAACAAUUGAAGAGGGGAGAAGGGCUGGCUCUGGGGGUGAGAGGGCUGGGCCCAGGAUGCUACUCAGGCUCCUCGGCAGGUAGUAAGGCCCCUCCUCAGGGAAAACAGGGUGUUGGGGGAGCAAAAUGGGCCAUCCAGGAGGGAGCUGGGCCUGUUUCUGAGGGCCUCAGGAAGGCUGAGGUAUGGGCCAGGUGGGAGUCGUUGCUGCUCCUCAUGGGUCAGAAGUCCCUGUGGAGCUUCCUCAGGUUCUAGGGAGUCCCCAGCACUCAACUGAGUCUCUGUGUGACCUGGGCCCAGUGCCCUCCUGUGCCUCCUCAGCCUUGGGCACUGGUACAGGCUUUUUCAACCCUGCAGCUCCCUGCCACAGUAGGCCCCUCCAUGGCAGUGACGAAAAGAGGUCAUCAUUGCAGUUAGCCUUGGCCCUGAAUCCACAUGCUGCCAUUUAAUAGCUGUGACCUUUGAUAAGUCAUUGGAGGAGCCUCAGUUUCCUUUUCUGUAAAAUGGGGAUAAUAUCAGCAACUCCUUGUGAGAUUCUUGUGAGGAUAAAUGAAAUCCUUGUGCCAAGCACCUGACACACUGCUUGGCACAUAGCAAGUGCUCAGCAAAUAAGACCCUUAAAAGAAGAACAAAGAACUUUCUGCUCU